AGAAAGCAGGCGAGCCUGGGCCGGCGCGGGGCCUUGUGGGAGGGCUUAAGGAAGUAAAAUGGCGGACCUGGCGAACGAAGGUAGGGGAGGCGCCGUUGGGGACCGGCUGGCGGCCGGGGAACGGGCGGCGGGAGGACUAGGGGCCACAAGCCCUUGGGGGGAGCACCGCAGAGUGCAAGGGUUUCGUCCGCUCCAGGCUAGCGCCGUGGCGGGCCUUGCAGCCGCCCCCUAUUGCGUCCCCUCAGGCCGGGCUCACCGGCCCGGCCCAUCACUCCCGGCAACCCCAGCCACUGCAGCCGUCUGGCUAGAGGAGCCGGGUGGCCAUCGGGAUCGCAGCCCUAAGGCCCCUCUGCGUCGCAGCCAAGCUCGGGGCUGAAGGGGGCGGGAGGCGCGGCCCCAGUGCUUCGGCCACGGAUGUAAAUAGACCUUAGGGCCUGGUUGUGGCCCGGAGCGCGCCACGCUCCCUCCCCGCCCCCUCGUCCUCCGCCACCCGGCAUCUCCCCUUCCCCGGCCUGGCUGCCUAUCUCCUAAGCCCGUGAGGCCCUCGUCCUCCGCGGGCCAGCCGCACACCGCGGACGGAGGAAGCCCAGGCCGUUUUCACCCCGUCCCCGCCCCGAACUUCGGCCCCCACUUCCCGCCAGUUCCCCCCGGAUCCUUCGGGGCGCUUCGUCUCCCCCUCAUUUAGGCCCCGCCGCAGGAUCUGGGCCGCCGAAAACCCUGGCUGCUCUUUGGCCCUUUUUGCUGCACUUCCAGACAAGAGACCGUGCGAGUCCCUCCUCUGUGGAGCGCUGACAGCCCACCUGAGUGUUUUUGACAAGGUUACACUUCCAGAUCCCCCGAGAAGGCACCAUAAGGCUGAUGUCUGCUUCCAUCCAUAGUCGUGUUGCCAUCGCUGUAGCUUCAAGACUUCUGAGGCCUAUUUUUAGCUCCCCCCCUUUUCUAGUUGCACAAAUGCAGGCAAGCUCUCUACCUGUCUGGCUCUGAUUCCCCCAUUCGGUGCUCCCUGUGACUGGAGGGUUUUCCCUACCGAAUUGCAGUAAUGAAUGAAUGAUGAUAGGAAGUGCUUGGUCUUGUGGAGCAUUUAGGGUAGUUACCAGGUGUGGUGCAAAGUCUUGACAUACUGUUUUCCCUGGUAGGAGGUAUAGAUACUGUUAGCCCCAUUCACUUGAUGAGGAGACUGAGUCAACGUGGUUAAGUCGCUUAUCCAAGGCGUGUCACACAGCUGGGAAGGAGCAGGGAUGUGAACCAAGAUGGCCUGGCUUCAGAUGCCAGACCACGGGUGCUCAGUCCCUGCAGAUUCUGAUUCUGUGUGGUGUUGGGCGGGCGCUGGGCAUCUGUACAGGCAGCAGCACAGGUUCUCUCCCUGAUUCUUGGCCAUUUUAUUCUAUUUUAUUUUUUGGGACGGAGUCUAGCUCUGUAGCCAGGCUGGAGUGCAGUGGCGCCAUCUCGGCUCACUGCAAUCUCCGCCUCCCGGGUUCAGGUGAUUCUCCUGCCUCAGCCUCCCGAGUAGCUGGGAUUACAGGCGCGCACCACCACACCCAGCUAAUUUUUGUGUUUUUAGUACAGACGGGGUUUCACCAUGUUGGCCAGGAUGGUCUCCAUCUCCUGACCUCGUGAUCUGCCCGCCUCGGCCUCCCAAAGUGCUGGGAUUACAGGCGUGAGCCACCGCACCCGGCUGCUACAUCUCUUUUUUUAAGAUAAAGGAGCCCAUGGAGGGUUGCAGCAUUCCAACUCAUGAGAUCUAGUUACAGAGGGACUGGAAAAGCCUGCCAUUGCUCCGCCCGUCUUUGUGUUUCAGAAGGAUAAAGGACAAAAGUCCCCUGCAGAGCAAAAAAACUUGUCGGAUUCGGGAGAGGAGCCUCGGGGGGAGGCUGAGGCCCCCCACCAUGGCACGGGUCACCCCGAGUCAGCUGGCGAGCAUGCCCUAGAACCUCCUGCCCCUGCUGGCGCCUCAGCCAGCACUCCUCCGCCUCCCGCUCCUGAAGCCCAGCUUCCUCCUUUUCCGCGAGAACUGGCAGGGAGGUCAGCUGGCGGCUCCAGUCCUGAAGGCGGAGAAGAUUCUGACAGAGAAGAUGGAAAUUACUGCCCUCCUGUCAAGCGAGAAAGAACAUCCUCUUUAACCCAGUUCCCACCCUCACAGUCAGAGGAAAGGAGCAGUGGCUUCCGGUUGAAGCCACCAACGCUGAUCCACGGCCAAGCCCCCAGCGCAGGUCUGCCAAGCCAGAAGCCCAAGGAGCAGCAGCGGAGCGUGCUUCGCCCGGCAGUGUUACAAGCUCCGCAGCCAAAGGCGCUGUCCCAGACUGUCCCCAGCAGUGGCACCAACGGGGUCAGCCUCCCAGCAGACUGCACGGGGGCAGUGCCCGCAGCAUCCCCUGACACUGCUGCAUGGAGAAGUCCUUCCGAAGCUGCCGAUGAGGUGUGUGCACUUGAGGAGAAAGAGCCCCAGAAAAAUGAGUCCAGCAAUGCCUCUGAAGAGGAAGCCUGUGAGAAAAAAGACCCCGCCACACAGCAAGCCUUUGUAUUUGGGCAGAACUUGAGGGACAGAGUUAAGCUGAUAAAUGAGAGCGUGGACGAAGCCGACAUGGAGAAUGCUGGACACCCCAGCGCAGACACGCCAACCGCAACGAACUAUUUCCUCCAGUAUAUCAGUUCCAGUUUAGAGAACUCAACCAAUAGUGCCGACGCCUCCAGCAACAAAUUUGUAUUUGGCCAGAACAUGAGCGAGCGAGUUUUGAGCCCCCCAAAAUUAAACGAGGUCAGUUCAGAUGCCAACAGGGAAAAUGCAGCUGCCGAGUCAGGGUCUGAGUCCUCGUCCCAGGAGGCCACCCCUGAGAAAGAGUCCCUGGCUGAGUCGGCAGCCGCCUACACCAAGGCAACAGCGCGGAAGUGUUUGUUGGAAAAAGUGGAAGUCAUCACCGGGGAGGAGGCGGAGAGCAAUGUGUUACAGAUGCAGUGCAAGCUGUUUGUCUUUGACAAGACCUCACAGUCCUGGGUGGAGAGAGGCCGGGGGCUGCUCAGACUCAAUGACAUGGCGUCCACCGAUGACGGCACACUACAGUCCCGACUAGUGAUGCGGACCCAGGGGAGCCUGCGACUGAUCCUCAACACCAAGCUGUGGGCCCAGAUGCAGAUCGACAAGGCCAGCGAGAAGAGCAUUCGCAUCACAGCCAUGGACACCGAGGACCAGGGCGUGAAGGUCUUCCUGAUCUCGGCCAGCUCCAAGGACACAGGUCAGUUGUAUGCAGCCCUGCACCACCGCAUCCUGGCCCUGCGCAGCCGCGUGGAGCAGGAGCAGGAGGCCAAGAUGCCCGCGCCUGAGCCUGGGGCAGCCCCAUCCAACGAGGAGGACGACAGCGACGAUGACGAUGUCCUGGCUCCUUCAGGGGCCACCGCAGCUGGUGCUGGUGACGAAGGGGACGGGCAGACGACCGGGAGCACAUAGCGGCCGGGAGCCCGGCUGCACACCAGGCUGCUGCUUUGUCCGUCUAUCCACCCGCCCACCCGCCCCCACCCCACCGGCAGCGUCCAGGUGCGGGGCCGGGAACCACACACCCCACUGGGCCGGCCACAGUCUGGACCCGCACGUCCUGUUCAAAAGCAGACUCGGGAACUGCCUGAAUGUGGUUUGGGACACGAGACCUCAUCAUAUUGAUGAGCGAACAAACAAGAACAUUUCCUCCCUCCCCUCCUUUGAAUUGAAAUGGCACAUUAAGACUUGUCACGGCUUCUCACUGGGACUGGAGACCUCGUUCCUUCACCCCGCGUGUCGCCAGCCUCUGGGUCCAGCCAGAGCCCCUGGCUUCUCCGCCACCCACACCCUUCCCACCCUGCUGUGGGGCCCUGCCUUUGUGGGGAGCAGCCAGCCCUCUGCCCCUGCCCAGGGCUCCCCAACUAUAGGCCUGGGACCCCCGCCCAGCUUGGGGGGCUGCUCGUACGAGUGUAGACACUGGGCCCAUUGGACGUGCUGUUAACUACUAUCUUCAUUUCCCACUUCCCCUCUCUGAUUGGGGGUGUAUAUUUUACAUCUUUUUUUCUUUUUAUUUUCGAAGGCUUUGUUUUGGUUUCUUAGGUUAAGAUGCUCUCGAGCGUUGAGCAGGCACAGCUCUGUCGAGGUCCCUGUCCCCCACCUGUGGUUCUGGCCUCUGAGGUUGGGGGACUACUUGUUUCCCACCCCAGGUUCCUCCAGGCCAAGUCAUGGGGUGAUGAGGAGUUGGGGCCCUGUCUGUCCUAGGCCUGGAGAGUGCCUGUCUGGGAAAAGGUCACUGGACCUGGAAGGGUCCCCAGGGUCCCCUGACUCCCGUCUCCAUCUGUCACGUGGUUCACCAUCAUCAGGCACCAGGCGCAAACUGCUUCCCGCUGUUGGCCAUCCCUUCCCCAGCCACAGGUGUCCCUGCCCCCAGGACAGUCCAGGGCCAGGGGCUUCUGUGAGAGGCAGAGGGGGACCCUCACCAAAUCUUGGUGGAAGAGCCCAGGGGCUGGUCCCAGAACAGGCAGUCUCACAAGCACGCAGCACACUGGAGUGGACGCCUGUGCCCACCCGAGCCUGGAGCAUGGCCAAGAGCCAGCUUGCACCACCCACCUGGGAGGCCGAGGAGGAGGUCCCCUGGGCACAGGGCCUCUUUGGGACUUCAGAGGAAAUCUCCCAGUCCCACUCUCGGAGGGUUAAGAGAAGGCCUCCUGCAGCUGUGCCGUCCACACCUCUAGGUCGCCAGAGCCCUGGCCCCCAGCCCCCAGCAAGCCUGAGCCCGGGAAGAACCAGAGGCCCUCCCGAGAGACCCAGUCACACGUCUCUGCUUUAAGCCUUAGCCAGCUAGUGACGAGUACAACGAGAUAACGCCCAUGUGUUUUGGAACAUUUAUGUAAGAUUGUCAUAUGAAAUGUAUUUGGGAACUACAUUAAACUUUUAACUAAAA
Messenger RNA from Homo sapiens (human), 4913 nucleotides. RefSeq names its product RAN binding protein 3 (gene RANBP3). The coding region runs from base 2582 to 3442 and encodes 286 amino acids. The record is from RefSeq and is a predicted model, not a curated record. Gene Ontology annotation, cellular component: nucleus; cytoplasm. The transcript is spliced from 17 exons. NCBI's taxonomy places the organism in Eukaryota, Metazoa, Chordata, Mammalia, Primates, Hominidae.